Molecule: messenger RNA, 1961 nt
Organism: Danaus plexippus (monarch butterfly)
Lineage: Eukaryota; Metazoa; Arthropoda; Insecta; Lepidoptera; Nymphalidae
Gene: Wbp2
Product: WW domain-binding protein 2
Exons: 7
Coding region: 113-1015 (300 amino acids)
Biological process (GO): positive regulation of DNA-templated transcription
Cellular component (GO): nucleus
Molecular function (GO): chromatin DNA binding; transcription coactivator activity
Source: RefSeq, a predicted model, not a curated record
GUUAAAAUUGACUUCUGUCAAUUGACAAACUUCGAGAGAGUACUUUUUACGUAGUUUUGUUAUUGAUUUGUUCUGUAGGAAGGAAAAGAUUUUUGUCAUAUAAGUGUUUACAAUGUCACUAAAUACAGCUCAUGCUGACCAUGGAGUGCUUAUUCACGCUGGAGAGUGUAUCAUUUUGUUUUCUGAUAAUGUAUUAGUAGAAUUUUAUGGGAAUGAUACACCGGAAUUCAAAGGAUCUAAGAAUGGUCGCAUGUACUUGACAACACAUCGUAUGAUCUACAACUCGAAGAACACAUCUGAUAAUCUAAGAUCAUUCAGCUUUCCAUUUAUUGCACUACAAGAUGUCACUGUUGAACAGCCAAUGUUUUCUGCAAAUAGCAUUAAAGGAAAAGUGCGUGCUCAACCUAAUGGUAAUUUCAUUGGAGAAGUUAAAUUUAAAUUGACAUUUAAAUCUGGUGGUGCAAUUGAGUUCGGUCAAGCUAUGCUAAAAGCUGCACAUCUCGCAUCCCGUCACAUGUCAGCGGACGCACCUCCUCCACCGUACAUGCCACCGUCUGGCCCGUGGUACGCCGCUCCCCCUCCCGCAUAUGCACCCCCUCCUCAAGGAUAUUACGGAUGGGUACCGCCUUAUGCAGCUUUCCCUGAUCAACCAUCGCCAAACUCCGUUUUCGUUUCGAACAGUCCCCCGCCUUACCCUGGGGUAAUGGGCGUGGCCUACCCUCCGGCGGGAGGAAUAUCCGGUGCGACCAGUCCUACAGGUGCGCUGGCCCAUGGUUAUCCAAACGCUCCCGGUUACCCGGGUAACAAUCCCCCUGGUUACCCGGGUAACAUGCCUCCCCCCGGUUACCCCGGGGGAUUCGCCCCUACCUCGGGAAUGUCGUCAAGUGAUGCUAAGGCAGCUGAGGCAGCCCAGAGCGCCUACUAUGAUCCCAAUAAACCACAAACAGCCUAUGUCCCACCACCAUAUGAUCAACCGCCAACCUACCAGGAAUCCUUGUCCAAGAAAGAAAACUGAUGCAUUGCCCUCAUUACCACAUGAACCCAGACAUUAAACACGGUUUAUUCAACUGAUAUAAAGAUUAUAUUAAAACAAACUAUUUAAUCAUAUAAAAUUAUUCUUAUUUCUAUCAUUCAAUAAUACAACUAUAAAAAUAUGUAAUCAAUAAAAAUCACUUCUUACAAUAUUCAAUCAUUCCAAUUGCUAUAAUGAAUUUUACUUUGAAGGUAUGGUAUUUGCUAUUAGUUAUAACAAUAUUUGGCACAGAUGAAAUUGAUAAAGAAAUUAAUUGAAUAAGUAGGUUGAAAAAGAAGCGUUUGGUGCAUACAAACUCUCAGGCCUUAAAACAAUUAAAUUAAUUAGUUAUAAUAUGGUCAUUCAUAAAUUCAUUGUAUAUAAAUUUUUGGGUGAGAUCCUAGCAACCUUAGUGUAUCACAGUAUUGUGAUUCAACAACUUGUUAGUACAGUCGCCACAGAUUUAUUCGUACAUAUUAAUUUUUGAAUGAACUAUUUGUUUCCAGAAGAAUACAUAAAAUUGGAACCCGUUUGACGCAUUGUGUGACCUCACCCUUAUAAGCCGUAUAACAGCAUUCAUAUUGACUAAUAAAAGUUGUGUCUUGAAUUAAGCUUUAAAAUUAAUUUCAUGACAGAAGUUCCAUUGAGUGCUUAUACAUGGCAAUUGUACAUUUUUUAAUAAAUGUUUUUGUAACAGAGUUUUUAUUAUCUGUGAUUUGUCAUAGAAUAAAUAGUGUUGCUUUAUGUUUAAAAAAUAUAAUAGCCGUUUCACUAGAGAAUUAGAUGUUAUUGAUAUUUACCAUCACUGUAUUAAUAUUUAUAUGUGCAAAAUAUAGAGAGUGUAUAGUUAUUUUAUUAAUUAUUUAUACAAUAACAUUAUAAAGAAUAAAGCUUUUAAAAUUGCAAUUAAAUUUUUUGUUUUUGUUCAAAUAAAUUACACAUUAUAUAA